CUCUCGCUAUAUCCGCAGCCGGACGGGAGGUCGGUGUUGUCGAGUCUGGUCGUAAGUGCGAGUAGAACCACUGAGAGCAGCGAUGACUGCCGAACCGAUUCGCUCGGCUCUGGGCACUGUCUCAACGGAGGACACCUCUCUGGUGCUGCCCUCCGACAAAAAACAGCGGACGGGGCAGCAGCGCGUCCUGGAGCAGGUUAACACCAUAAAGAGAAGCAAGUCGAAGAUGGUCAAGAAUGACUCCAUUCCGUCGCCAACAACUCCGGCAUUGGCGACAGAAUACAGUGAGCCUAAAUUCCAGUUCUCACCAACAAGACUGAACGACACACUCUUCAAAUUUAGCAGCUCCAACAUGACAAGCAGCCACAGCAGAAUGACUGGUCGCAGCUUGUCAGUGCGCAACACGGUGAGAAGACAGACCCAGAACAGCCAGUGGGAGUCUCAGAUGAACUGGAAUGCACAGUCUCAGUCCAAUGGAAUGAGACGCGGUGGCAGCGACCCAGCCUUGAAUAAGGCAGGCGGCACAAUUACCCAGCAGUCCAAGACGAGGUCUUCUACUGUGCGAUAUAACCGAGCGACUGGACAAUCCAUGAGACUCCAGGAGAAUAACCUGCCUGCCAGCACCAGCCAAUCACAGAUCGCAAGCAUCAAACCUUCCCUCAGCCAAUCACAGACAAUUACGAAAGUCACCACUACCAAGAACAAAUCAGAAGCGCUGCGUGCGAGUGGUGCCGAGGGAUCUAUUCCUAACAUCACUCUGCAGGAGGCAGUGGAGUAUCUGUCACACUCAGACAUCAGCCAUCAGCUGUGUGGAGCUUCAUUCAUACAGCACCAGACCUUCACUGAAGACAGAGCCAAGCAAGAGAAACCUCAGCUGUGCUAG
This is a messenger RNA of Sinocyclocheilus rhinocerous, 883 nucleotides long. Its product is annotated as plakophilin-1-like. Lineage: Eukaryota; Metazoa; Chordata; Actinopteri; Cypriniformes; Cyprinidae. Gene Ontology annotation, cellular component: plasma membrane; cytoplasm; nucleus. The transcript is spliced from 5 exons. Gene Ontology annotation, biological process: cell-cell adhesion. The record is from RefSeq and is a predicted model, not a curated record. The coding region runs from base 83 to 883 and encodes 266 amino acids.